GUAGUAGUCAACCUAGUCAACUGGUCAGCAAUAGCAAUGUCAGCAAUAGUCAGCAUCACUACUAUCAGUACUAUCAGUAGUCGUAGCGUCGUAGCCGUCAGUCUGUCACUUGGGUCACUUGGGUCACUUAAUCAUCUGUAAUAUUGCCAGUUUCACGUGUACUCGCGAAAUACUUAUAUAAGUUCAAUUACAUACAGGGAGGCCCAGGACUAUGAUCCAGUAUAUUUAUCCUAAAAUCUGCUGUAUUCUACGUGCAAUGAACUUGCACUUAAGGAUUCCGCAAUCUUUAAGAAUCAGAUCCGUAUCACCUGUUGUGUCGUGUGUUCGAUGCUAUGCCGAAACGUCCACGAGACGUAUUUCCUACGAAAACGAAAAUACCAAUCAGAAUAACUCUGAAAGUAAUUCUCGUAGAAGAUAUGCAGCGUUCGUCACCGUUGCGGCAUCCAUGUUAGGUUUAUAUUAUUAUACGUCUCAUAAAAAAGUCUGUGCUCUGACCAAAAACCCUGUCGAAUGCGGAGAAUACAGAGCAGACUUAAAAACGUAUAGCAUGCAGGAAGUAAGCAAACACGAUAAUAAAGAGAACGGUAUCUGGAUAACAUUUAGACGAGGAGUGUACAAUAUAACAGACUUCGUUGAUAAACAUCCAGGUGGUCCUUCUAAGAUAAUAAUGGCUGCUGGUGGUUCUAUAGAACCGUUUUGGACGAUCUUUGCUAAUCACAACAGAAAGGAAAUAUACGAGCUUCUCGAAACAAUGAGAAUAGGAAACAUAUCUGAGAAUGAUGUAAUUUCCGACGUAUCUAAUGAACACGAUCCAUACGCGAGAGAGCCUGUGAGGCACAAAGCGUUGAAAGUUAACGGUCAGAAACCGUUCUGUGCCGAACCACCCCCUUCUUUGUUGAUCGAAAGCUUCGUUACACCGGUGGAACUGUUUUACGUUAGAAAUCAUCUUCCUGUACCCGAGUUAGAUUCAGAGAGCUACGCUUUAGAAUUAGCCACUGAGGAAUCAACGAGAAAGACUCUGAAAUUGGAAGAUAUCAAAAAAUAUCCCAAGCACACAAUCACAAGCGUUGUAAUGUGUGGUGGGAAUAGAAGAUCGGAAAUGGCAGCGGAAAAACCGCUAAAGGGUCUUACUUGGGGUGUAGGGGCUGUAGGUAACGCCGUAUGGACCGGCACCAAGCUCUGCGAUAUCCUCAGAGAUUUAGGAAUCAAUGAGGACGAUUACGAUCACGUACAGUUCGAGGGAUACGAUUUGGAUCCUUCUGGUACACCUUAUGGUGCGAGUAUACCUAUCGGAAGAGCUAUGGAUCCUAAAGCAGACGUGAUUCUAGCUUACGAAAUGAAUGGACAAUCUAUACCGAGGGAUCAUGGAUUUCCUAUUAGAGUAAUCGUUCCUGGUGUUGUGGGCGCCAGAAAUGUGAAGUGGCUCGCAAAAAUAAUCGUCUCGAAGAAAGAGAGUCCGUCGCAAUGGCAGCAGGGCGAUUAUAAAGUUUUCUCUCCCAGUACCGAUUGGGAUAACGUAGACUUUUCUAAAGCGCCAGCUAUCCAAGAGAUGCCUGUGAUUUCGGCUAUUUGUAAACCGGAACCAUUGGAAAAUGUGAAAGUGGUAAACGGGAAGAUAAACGUGAAAGGAUACGCGUGGUCGGGAGGAGGUCGGAAAAUUGUACGAGUUGAUGUAACGAACGACCAAGGCGAAACUUGGCAUACGGCGAAUUUAGACGCUGAAGAUACCAAUGCUAAAGAUGGUCGGCACUGGAGUUGGACGCUUUGGAGUAUAGAUCUCCCCGUUCAGAAAGGCUGGAAGGAAACAGAAAUUUGGGCGAAAGCUGUAGACGCGUCGUACAAUGUGCAACCUGAAACUGUAAAAAAUAUUUGGAAUUUACGGGGUUUCCUCUGCAACGCUUAUCAUAAAAUCAAAGUUAAACUCGAUCGCUGAAUCGUUGUACUCUACCGUUUAUUAAAAAAAUAAGUAACUUGUUUCAUCGAGAAACAUUAAAUGGGAUUCUCCUCAAA
Molecule: messenger RNA, 2010 nt
Organism: Ceratina calcarata
Lineage: Eukaryota; Metazoa; Arthropoda; Insecta; Hymenoptera; Apidae
Gene: shop
Product: sulfite oxidase
Exons: 7
Coding region: 212-1933 (573 amino acids)
Biological process (GO): sulfur compound metabolic process
Cellular component (GO): mitochondrion
Molecular function (GO): molybdenum ion binding; molybdopterin cofactor binding; sulfite oxidase activity
Source: RefSeq, a predicted model, not a curated record